Molecule: messenger RNA, 3363 nt
Organism: Hemiscyllium ocellatum (epaulette shark)
Lineage: Eukaryota; Metazoa; Chordata; Chondrichthyes; Orectolobiformes; Hemiscylliidae
Exons: 6
Coding region: 83-787 (234 amino acids)
Source: RefSeq, a predicted model, not a curated record
CCAAACAGAACCCUCAGUGCAUUGUCUCUUGCUGCUGUCAGAACACUGACAAAUAAAUUCCUACAGCCAGGCAGACGGGAUAAUGCUGAGAUCUUUAAAAUCCUUAAUCAUAAUGCGCCCUUUUGGGGCCAUUAUUCUGUUCUCCCUGUUCCUCACAUUCUGGUUUGCAUUAACGUCCCCAAACCCACAGCGAGAGGUCUCCCAGCUCCAACAACAAAACACACAACUCCGGGAAAGCCACAAGAAGCUGGAGGUGAAAAUGAAGGCUCUGUACGAUGAUCUGAAGAAGACUCAGGAGGAGAAAGAGAAGAAGCUGCGAGAGGUCUCCCAGCUCCAACAACAAAACACACAACUCCGGGAAAGUCACAGGAAGCUGGAGGUGAACAUGACGGCUCUGUACGAUGAUCUGAAGAAAACUCAGGAGGAGAAAGAGAAGGAGCUGACAUCGUUGCUAAAACAGAUCACCAGUCAGAAGGAAACUAUUGCAGGACACAGGAAUCAAAUCCAUGACCUCAGCAAACAAAACUCCAAUCUGCAAGACGAACUUCAGUAUCACACGAAUAAACUUUCCAAGAGUGAACGGGAACUCAGUGAGCUGACCAGCAGACUCCGUGAGAAAGAGAGAGACUUCCAUGCGUUGGCUGAUCGUAAUUCAGACCUGGCUUCACAGCUAUCUGAUUCUCGGGAUAAGCCUUGCACAAAAGACAGGAAUGACAGCUGGUUCAGCAUUCUGAUCUGCAUUGCUGGGUUCUGCGUUGGGUUUGGUUUCCACUACCUGUGUUGUUAACGGAGUUUUCCAAACAUCUGGGAUUGAAAUGCAGCCAUUGACAUCUGGAGCUGAAACAAACUCCCGUGUGUGAAGAGGAAUUGGUUAACUGCUAUUGGAGGAAGAACGAUUGACUUCACUGGAUAGUGAUCCUAUCGAGAAUCAUAUAGAGUCAUAGAAUCCCUACAGUGUUCAGGGAGAACCCAAACCCUGGUUCUCGGAGAUCUGAACGGGAAGCAAGAUCCUUUCUAGCUGAAAGAUUGUCCAGCGAUGACUCAGGUGAUGACAUCUCACUAAAACCCUGACAUUCAUCUGUUUUUUCUUGCUCUGAUGGGAAAAUCGCACUCCUAAUUUUUUCGCUUUGUGUUUCCACAUGAAGUGAAGGUCUCCUUCUGAAGGAAUUUUUUGGGCUUGCUGGACAUUGAGAUUUAUCGAGGAGUGUGGUUUCCAGCCUCUUUUAUGGCAGAAUGCAAUCUGCUGCCUGGGAACUCAGAUAUAGGAGACACCGGGUGUGAGAAGCCCACUCCGUGUAUGCAUCCCAUUUCUCUAUCCACCCUAUCCAUUCAUAAACUCCCCAACGGGUGUAUUUGUCAAUGACCAACUAUACUUUCCUGGUCCUCACCUCCUACCCAUCCAGUCCACAGGACUGGAGACCCACAAUGUAGUUUAGCCACUGCACUGCCAUUGCUCCUUUCUCACCUCUCCUGCACUCUGAACUUUGACUCUUCACUUCUAAUCAAAACCAGGGAUAAAUUACACCAUUAAGGGAUGCAUCAUGCUUCCAAAUCAUUGUGGGAUUGACACAUUAAAGUUCAUCAGAUGUGUUCCUGGGAUAGAGGGACUGUCCUGUGAAUGGAGAUUGGGGGAACAAGGUCCAUAUUCACUGGAAGAAUGAGAGAUGAUUGCACUGAAAUCUACAAAAUACUUAAAAGCAUAGACGGGGCAGAUGCGGGACACUGGCUCAGUGGUAAGUACUGCUGUCUCACAGCACCAGGGUCCCGGGUUUGAUUCCAGCCUCGGAUGACUGUUUGUGUGGAGUUUGCACAUUCGCCCCGUGUCUGCGUGGGUUUCCUCCCACAGGUCAGGUGAAUUGGCCAUGCUAAAUUGCCCAUAGUGUUAGGUGCAUUAGUCGGGGGGAAUUACUCUUCGAAGGGUAGGUGUGGACUUGUUGGGCUGAAGGGCCUGUUUCCAUACUGUAAAUAAUCUAAUCUAACUUAAUUUUUUUCAAAACUCAUUCAUUGGAUGAGGGUGUUGCUUCCCAUUCCUAAUUGCCCCAGAGGGCAGUUAAGAGCCAACCACAUUGCUGUGGUUCUGGAAUCAUGUGGAGUCCAGACCAGGUAAGGAUGGCAGUUUCCUUCCCGUAAGGGCAUUAGUGAACCAGAUGGAUUUUUCCAAAAAAAUAAAUGGGUUUAUGAUCUUCAUUCCAGAUAUUUUUGUCCUGAAAUUCUACCAUGACAGGAUUUGAACACAGUUGCCCAGAAUAUUAUUUGAGUCUCUGAAUCAACAAUACAGUGGUAAUAUCUCUGGGCCAUCACCUCCCUGUAAAAUGCCUUGUCUGAUCAGGGAGUUUAGAACAACAGGGCACAAUUUCAAAAUAAGGAGGAAGCUAAAUCAGACCAAGAUGAGGAGAAAUCCUUUCACUCAGAGGAUUGUGGGACUUUGGAUUUCUAUUCCCCAGUGAGGUGUGGAAGGUCAGUCUUUAAAUAUGUUUAACGUAGGAAUUGACAGAUUUCUAAACCCCAGGGACAGCAGGAGAGGGUGAUGGUGAUAGUGUGUGAAGUGGAUAAUCCACCAGGAUCAUAUUGAUUGGUAGAGCAGUCAUGAUGGGCUGAAUGGCCUACUUCUACUCCUAUGUUCCUAUUAAAGCAAUUACUGGGGGCAUUUAUUUGCCCUUCACUUUGAAGGUGAGUGAUCUGUUAUAACAGGGUGCUGAGAUCUGGAACUAUACAUUGCAGUCUGCAAGCUCUUAUUACACUUUCUUUGUCACAACUACAUUGAGAACAAAAGCCUUUUUGUAAAAUAUUUCUUUAGAAAACAUAAGAGAAUCAGGAAAAGAACAAUACGCUUGGAAAGCGAUUGAUGAAUGUUUAUUUCUGUAAUGGUUGGUGUUAGUUUUGAGUGAUGGGAUUAGUCAGUCCUGCUAUUUAUUUGUAAACUAUGUGCUGUUCAUCCCUCUCCAAUGGAUAAUUAGACAGGAAUAAGACCGGGUGGUUCAGUUUGCAUGUAUUCAUUGAUUGAAGACAUAGAUUUAAGAAACUGGAAAAAUAAAUGGGGAAGAUGAGGAGCAUCUUUGCUGCAAAUUAAGACAUCGUGAUGUGGAAUGUGCUGCUGGAAGGAGUGGAGGAAAUAAAUUCAACAGGAACUUCCAAAAGUGAAGUUAACUUUUUGAAGAAACUAAUAUUGCAGGGCUAAUAGCAGGAAGGGGAGUGGACUGAACCGGAUAGAUCUCUUCAAGAGCUGGUAGGGUUGAAUGGCCUCAUUCUGAGCUGUGUAACUUAAUGGCACUGUUCCAGAAGCCUUGAGUUAAAUGUGUCUGUCUGUACUUUUUAUUGCAACAGUUUUGUGCAGAUUUGCAAUAAACUCACAUCUUUUAAAAA